Messenger RNA from Physeter macrocephalus (sperm whale), 2594 nucleotides. RefSeq names its product protein phosphatase with EF-hand domain 1 (gene PPEF1). Gene Ontology annotation, molecular function: phosphoprotein phosphatase activity; iron ion binding; manganese ion binding. Lineage: Eukaryota; Metazoa; Chordata; Mammalia; Artiodactyla; Physeteridae. The record is from RefSeq and is a predicted model, not a curated record. Gene Ontology annotation, biological process: detection of stimulus involved in sensory perception. The transcript has 18 exons. The coding region runs from base 297 to 2231 and encodes 644 amino acids.
AGAACACAGCCCUGCCUAGCUGGAGGAAAGUCAGAGAGCAUCUGCGAAGAGGCUGGAGGCUUCAUUUUUCAGACACACAAGAUCUCUGCAUCCCUCACAGAGAAGUGUUUUUUUGAUUUUGUUUCUCUUGAAACACCUGGGGUGAGGAUAAACCUCUGCAUCGGCCAAGCAGAAGAAACAGGAUCUGUGACCGAAGUGGAUCAGUCAGGAGGGGCUCCUCGCAGAGUAAAGGGAUGCACUUUUCACCCUGUUUUAGAGUGCGAAGUUGAUUCACGAACAUACAUGAUUUACAAGACAUGGGCUGUGGCACUUUGUCUUCAGUGAAACGCGGGAAAUCUGAGAAAGCGCUAAAAUCCGCAUUGGUCAUCCAGAACUGGUACCGAUGUCGUAGAGCUUGGUUGAAGACCAGACAAUGCCAUGCCCUCUCCAUCUUCCAGUCCAUCGAAUACACUGAUGAACAAGGCCAAUUGCAGCUAUCCAACUUCUUCUCCUUCAUGUUGGAAAAGUAUACACGUAUACUUGAGGAAGAUCCAGAAUUAGUAACUCAGGACAAGGAUAGACAGGACUAUUUGGGGUUGAUAGACGUCCCAGACUCCUACUGUGGUCCUCGGCUGCGAUUUCCUCUCACUUUUACUGAUAUUGAUUUACUUAUUGAGGCCUUCCAGCAACAACAGAUACUUCAUGCUUAUUAUGUCUUAGAGGUGCUAUUUGAAACCAGGAAGCUCCUGCAGCAAAAGCCGAAUUUCACUCACACAAAAACUUCUCCCUCCAAAGAGAUAACAAUCUGUGGUGAUUUGCAUGGGAAACUGGAUGAUCUUUUUUUGAUCUACUCUAAGAAUGGUCUCCCCUCAGAGAGCAACCCGUAUGUUUUUAAUGGUGAUUUUGUGGAUCGAGGAAAAAAUUCCAUGGAGAUCCUAAUGAUCCUGUUUGUGAGUUUUCUGGUCUACCCCAAUGACCUGCACCUGAACAGAGGCAACCAUGAAGAUUUUAUGAUGAAUAUGAGGUAUGGCUUCACAAAAGAAGUUUUGCAUAAAUAUAAGCUACAUGGGAAAAAAAUCUUACAAAUCUUGGAAGACAUCUAUACCUGGCUCCCAAUUGGUACAGUCAUUGACAAUGAAAUCCUGGUCGUACACGGAGGGAUAUCAGAGUCCACAGACUUGAAUUUACUCCACCGUAUAGAAAGAAACAAACUGAAAUCUGUGCUGAUGCCACCAAUUCCAAUAGAUGGAGACCGUGCUACUGAGAAGGGAAAUAAAGUAGGUGCAAUCAUUACAGCUCGGGGACUCAGAACAAAUGGAUCCCUUUCUGAACAAUUAACAAAGUACGAAUGGGAACAGGUUAUCGACGUUCUGUGGAGCGAUCCCAGAGGCGAAAGAGGCUGUUACCCAAAUACAGGUCGAGGAGGGGGCUGCUAUUUUGGACCAGACAUUACCUCCAGGAUUCUUAAUAAAUACAAGUUGAAGAUGCUCAUUAGGUCUCAUGAAUGUAAGGCCAAAGGGUAUGAAAUUUGCCAUGAUGGGAAGGUUAUUACUGUAUUUUCUGCAUCUAAUUAUUAUGAAGAAGGUAGCAAUCGAGGAGCUUACCUCAGAGUGAGUUCUGGUACGCCUCCCCGGUUUUUCCAGUACCAAAUAACUAGAGCAACGUGCUUGAGGCCUCUUUACCAAAGGGUGAAUGCUUUUGAAAGUAGUGCCAUCAGGAUGUUAAAAGAGAGAAUGAUUUCACAAAAAACUGACCUCAUUCGUGUUUUCCAAUGUCAAGACCACAGUAAAUCAGGAAAACUUUCUUUGGGCCAGUGGGCUUUUGCCAUGGAGAACGUUUUGGGGCUGAACUUGCCAUGGAGAUCCCUGAGUUCACAUCUGGUAACCACAGACAAAGAUGGAAAUAUUGACUACAUGUCCAGCUUCCAGGAUAUCCACAUUCAGAAACCUGUGAAAGAGGUUCAGCCUACUCUGAUUGAAACAGUGUACAGAUACCGAUCUGACCUGCAAAUCAUCUUUAAUGUCAUUGACUCUGAUCACUCAGGCCUGAUCUCCAUGGAAGAAUUUCGUAGCAUAUGGAAACUUUUCAAAAGUCACUACAGUGUCUGUAUUGAUGAUUCCCAGUUAGAUGAGCUCGCCGAAAGGAUGGACUUAAACAAAGAUGGAAGCAUUGACUUUAAUGAGUUUUUAAAGGCUUUCUAUGUAGUGCAUAAAUUUGACAAGUUGAAUAAAUCAGACACCAAGUUUGCUUAACAAGAAUUAGGGCUUUCCCUCCUUGUAAACAGUUGGCCCAAAUCACUGACACAAUCUUUGCCACGACCCUUGAAAUUCAUAGUCAGUAGUAGAGAAAAGUAGACCCCAAUUCACACCACGAGCAGGUGUGUAAUGUGGGUAUUGGAAGUCCCUAGUAAACUGCUAUUGGUAAGACUAGGUUAAAUGUCAGCUGAUAGGAUUUGGCUCCAGUGGCGGGACUCACACACUGCCAGGUAGAAACUGGAUUUGAGCCUAGUGUUGGUCUCUUGGAUGCCACCUAACCAGGAGACCUGAGCAGUUUAUAAACGUAUUGAAAAGAACCCACAGAAUACCAGAGGAAAGUACAACAUCUGUGAGUGGUUG